UCCGCCGUGCGUGCGCAGCGCUCCGCGAGCUCUUUACCCCCGAGCUCCGGGAGUACGCGUUUCCGGCCAUUCAUCCUCCCAGUCCCUCUGCCCUCUGUUGUCGGUUUCGGGAUUCUUUCGCACCCAAAGGGGACGGCGCCGCUAGGAUGAAGCUAGUGAGAUUUUUGAUGAAAUUGAGUCACGAAACUGUAACCAUUGAAUUAAAGAAUGGAACACAGGUCCAUGGAACAAUCACAGGUGUAGAUGUCAGCAUGAAUACGCAUCUGAAAGCUGUAAAGAUGACCCUGAAGAACAGAGAACCUGUACAGCUAGAAACACUGAGUAUUCGAGGAAACAACAUUCGAUAUUUUAUUCUGCCAGACAGCUUACCUCUGGAUACGUUACUUGUGGAUGUUGAACCGAAGGUGAAAUCUAAGAAAAGGGAAGCUGUUGCAGGAAGAGGCCGAGGAAGAGGAAGAGGAAGAGGACGUGGCCGGGGAAGAGGAAGAGGGGGUCCUAGGCGAUAAUGUCUCUCAAGAUUACUGUUUCAAAGUGAUAAUGUGAUUUGGGAUAUUUUUUGUACAGGUUUGUUUAUGUGAGUUUUUAAUAAACAUAAAUGUAGGACAAA
Molecule: messenger RNA, 607 nt
Organism: Manis pentadactyla (Chinese pangolin)
Lineage: Eukaryota; Metazoa; Chordata; Mammalia; Pholidota; Manidae
Gene: SNRPD1
Product: small nuclear ribonucleoprotein D1 polypeptide
Exons: 4
Coding region: 147-506 (119 amino acids)
Biological process (GO): spliceosomal snRNP assembly; RNA processing
Cellular component (GO): U2 snRNP; SMN-Sm protein complex; U5 snRNP
Molecular function (GO): RNA binding
Source: RefSeq, a predicted model, not a curated record